This is a messenger RNA of Chironomus riparius, 818 nucleotides long. The record is from the annotation of a GenBank genome assembly. NCBI's taxonomy places the organism in Eukaryota, Metazoa, Arthropoda, Insecta, Diptera, Chironomidae.
AUGAAAAUGUCUGUAAUUCUCAUAAUUUCUGUAUUAUUAGUGACAUUUCAUCCAACUGCUGCCAAAAUUUUGAUCAUUCCGGAUCCUAAACUAACAUCCUGUAGUGACUGGAACGCUGUCAAGGGCCUUGAAAUCAACUUAAUUGACAAUAACCUCGAAAUCAUCCGCGUCAACGAAACUAAUUCAUAUUACCAAGGAUCAAUAAAGUUUUUAAAGGACUUAAGUCGAGUACCUGGCAGAUUACUAUACGAAAAGUACAAUAAUGGUGAAUGGACGAUGCAAGGAUUUGAUGGAAAAUAUGGAAACUUUUGUGAUUCUUAUCAUGACCGAACACAGCCAUUUUACUUUACUAUGGAUCACUUUCCAAAAUGUCCAAUUGAAGCUGGGACUGAAUGGACAUUCAAUAUGGUUCCAUUCACUUUGAUGGGCUUAAAUAUCGAUCCACUUCCUCUACAUUAUAUUGGACGCUGGCGUAUGAUUACUGUUUUUGACCAUAAAGUUAAUGGAUUUACCAAAUUUGAUUGCAAAAGAAUUUACUUUGAAAUUGUUGAAACUGAGAAGCCAAAGAAGCCUGCUGGACUUUCUGGAACUAAAUCUCAACGUGGUGGAUGAAAUGUUAUUCAAAUUAAUUAUGGUUGGCAUGAUAAGCAAUAAGGAUGAUCUAUGAACUAUCAGAUUUCGGUUAAUAACCCUGAACCUUGGUUCUUGGUUCUUGGUUCUUAGUUCUUGGUUCUUGGUUUUUGGUUCUUGGUUCUUGGUUCAGGUUCAGGUUCUUGGUUAUUGGUUCUUGGUUCUUGGUUUUUGGUUCUUGGUUCUUG